AUGUUUGAAGGAGGCCGCGUACCCUUUGUACUGCGGCCUAACGAAGACGGUCUGUAUUCCUUGGUAGGGGAAUGUUACGUGCAUGGACUUAUGCAUGGCGAGUGGAAGCGGCCGAACAGGAAGGUAAAGUUCCAGACGACGUCUUUUGCUCUCAAAUAG
Messenger RNA from Colletotrichum gloeosporioides, 159 nucleotides. RefSeq lists its product as uncharacterized. Lineage: Eukaryota; Fungi; Ascomycota; Sordariomycetes; Glomerellales; Glomerellaceae. The coding region runs from base 1 to 159 and encodes 52 amino acids. The record is from RefSeq and is a predicted model, not a curated record. The transcript has a single exon.